AUGGUGAACACCGUUGUAGUGUUGGCGGCGUGCGGCCUGUUGGCUGCCACGCUCGUGGAUCAGGCGUGGUCGGCCAACGGCCCGGUCAUCCAGCAAUGUCCCUCACACGGAGAUAUCCAACCGUGUGUGUGCACGGUCAAGAAGAACGGCGGCCUGGACAUACUAUGCGAGUUCACCGAUCUCCAGCACAUAUCCAGUACGAUGGCCGUACUCAAGGGCAAGCCCUCGCUGGUCAUAUUCUACCUAAAGCUCCGGCACAACAACCUGCCUAAGCUCCAGGGUUUCGUGUUCCUGGGCAUGGACAUCAGACACCUGACCAUACACAACAGCACGCUGGCCGUGGUCGAGGAAUCAUCACUCAGUUCUAUCGGUGAGCAGCGGGAAACCCAUUUCAAAUUUACCAUAGAUAUAUUAAUGUGUAUACCCCGUAUCCCUAUAUGCCCUACACGGCAUUAAUAUCGGCAACAUCGCGCGAGCCCGAUAGACAUUAUUCAUUUGUUUUAACCAAUAUACGUUUCCGAACAAUAACAGAAAAAUUAAUUUCAUAAAUUAGGAUAAAUUCACGACGUGAAUGUACAAACUCUUCUCCAGUGCAGGUUUUGGUAAAUACUAAUAAGUUAUAAGUUAUCGUCUGGCUUUCAGACAAUAAUUACUUAACGAUGAGAACGGUUUUCUUUAUCUACUCGUGCGCAAUCUGGAUUAUAAUAAUAAUAUUAAUGUACUAAUAUGGCAAUGAAAUGUACAUGUAUCUGUUGAUCCUCCUCAGCCAAGUCUGUAAAGUGCGUUAAGUGACUCAGGCAGACACCGAAGUAAAUUUUUUUUAGGCAUGUGAAUGUAUACAUAAUACGUACACAUAAUAUAGCGUACAUCUUAUUAUCUUUUUUUGUGGAAAUAUUCUUAAUAAUAUUAUGAUCAUAUAGAUAACAUUUAGGCCAUAUUGGUUACCAGUCGCUCUUUAAUAUAGCUUCUGUCUCUUUUCUCUUUUUUGUUUUUUACUAAAAGCCGUGUCUUGUCACCAUAGAUCUAAAUUUCCAUUUUUUCUCUGUUCACAGCUAAUCUCUUCAAUCAGCAUACCGUUCACCCGUCCUUCAAAUACGUUUGCUAGAAACAAAUUGUGCCUCAGGAGUUAUUCGAACAUUUUUCCGUUCCUUUCUUUUAUAUUACUGUGCUUCUGUUAGUAUAAGGCGUUACCUGCUAUACCGUUAACGCUAGAUUAUUUAUAGAAUUUAAAUAAAUAUUAAAAACGCCAAUAUCGGUCCUUAUAGUACCUACCUAUUGUAUAUAAAUAAUAGAAACGUUUUGUAGCUCUCGCAGUGGUUAUAACCUAUGAUUUUCAGAUUUGUUUUUUUUCUAAGUGGUAACCUAGUUUUUAAAAGCCAUUCUCGUUCGACACAUAGCUUGAAAACCAUACUACUGUGGCACCUUGCACUGGAUCGAAUAAGAAUCUCCCUAGUCCCCACUUCGUCGAUCAAUAAAAACGCACCGAGUUUAAUAGGUACCUAUAUUUAAAACGAUAUAAUAAUAAUAAUUCGCCGAAUAAAAACUAGUUAAAAUAUUCAUAUUAUAGAAAACAAAUCAUAAAUAAAUAUAAUAUACGACACGAAAAUAUUUCGCAAUAAUUUCACAAGCUUUUUGCCUAUUGGGUUUUCAUCGAACAGGCACGCACGAUGAAAAGAAAACAAAUGCGUAUUCCGGGGGAAAAAAUGUGAUAAAAAAAAUACUCCAGUAUAAUGAUAUAUUUAUUUACGUCCACACGGACAUUUUCCCAAUGGACUGUUCCAUAUUACGGAGUAUCGGCCCAAAAAGUAAAUUUUAAAUUCAAAAUAAUAAUAAUUUACUAUACGUUAAUUACGUUAUCGUUCAUUUUUUUUAAUCCACUUAUUUUUUUUUAUAUACGAUAAAAUUACAAUCAAUUUAAUACAAAAAUAAUAAUUUUUUUAUGUAUAACUUGCAUUUUUUUUUUUUAAUUUUUAAGUUAAUGAAUUUAUGGAGAAAUAUUUUUUUUUAAAUAAUAAUUCAUAUUUUACCAAUAACAAAAUUCCCAGCAAAACCUAACGUUUUAUUUUCUACCUCAUACAUUAGAUUUUUUAUUUAAUUUAUUUUUUUUAAGUUUUAAAAACACAAACCGCCUCAUUGAUCAUUCUUUACAUGAUUGAACGGUUUGUGAACUCAAACUUGACAUUUUUGUAUAAUUACACCAGAAUACGUAAAAGUGAAUAAAGAUUUUUUUUAUAAAAUGCCGAUAUUAAAAUUAAAGAAAUUUUAAAUAUCGAAUUUGUAUUUUAAAACGAGAUUUUAAAAGUUUUUCUAACUGAAAAUAAAGGACAAACGCGAUAAACUUAAUAUCCACAGCAUACAUAAUGUUAUUAAAAUAAAAUGUCAUUGCGUACGAAGAUUCGACACUUAAGUUGUACUAAUGUCUUGUCAACAGUAUAAAAAAAGGAAACAGCACAAUUCAAUCUGAAAUCCGAGUAAUAUUAUACCUCUUGUUACCAAACCGAUAUAGAUGACGAAAAAUAAGCCAUCAUAAAAUAUGCCAGCUUUUAAAUUCUGAACACAGCGAAAAAUGUAUUGGUUUAACUAAAAUGUAUGUGGUUUUUUUUUUAUCUGUGAACAAUUGUCUACUAGAAAGCAUGCUGCAAAGUGUAGCAGCUUUUUUCGGAAAGAAAAUAUUGUCUAGUUGGUAUACCGAGGAUGUCAUUUGUUUAUUUCUCUUGUAGUUUUCUUAAUAUUUACUAAAAUGUAUGCAAUAACAAUGUCCGUUAAUUUUCGAUUUUAUUUUUCCUCCUCGUUUUUGCCAUUCGACAAUGUUAACUGAUAUAAUUUUUUUUCGCCAUAUGUUAUCCAUGUAAUAUAAUUAAAUUAAUAUGUAUUUGUUUUUUUUUUUUUUUUGUAAUAUCUAAAGGAAAAGCCCUCACCCAGUUGGAUCUGUCUCAAAAUUCGUUGGUCAACGUACCGACACCGGCGCUGAAGAGCUUAGAUCGAUUGCUGAUAUUCAAUUUGAACCAUAAUAAAAUUAACUUAAUACACGCCAACGCUUUCGAGGGCAUGAGCACAUUGGAGAUAUUGACUCUGUAUGAAAAUCGGCUUACUUCCAUCGAACGCAACGCGUUUGCCGGCACGGAAAAGUAUAAAUACGCACAAAUAUUCAUAUUAUAUUAUAAUAUUAUUUUAACACGAAAACCAUAAUUUAAAUCAUGUAUUGUUAAAUAUCUAAUAAAGCAUUCUGGUCCGCAGGAAACUCAAACGUUUGAAUAUCGGUGGCAACGAGUUGAGCCAGGUGCCAACCGAAGCUUUGCAGACGAUGGACAACUUGAAAAAACUAGAAAUCCAAGAAAAUAAAAUAACAUCGAUCAGAGAGGGUGACUUCAUAGGUAUAUAAAUUAUAAUAAAAUAUUAGUCUUUCUUUUGUUCAUUUAAAUAUUAUUAAACCGUACCUUUACCCUCAAUCCUCGUCUUAUAUUAAACUAUAUGAUGUUUUUUUAAUAAAACGAUGUCCGAUUGUUUAAGGUUUAAAAACGUUGGACAUGCUGAUCCUGGCACACAAUUACAUCAAGGAGAUACCAGCUAAAGUUUUUCAAAAUUUGCCCAUGUUGAAUUCGCUGGAGUUGGAUGGUAAUCAAAUAUCGUACAUAGACAAAGACGCUUUUCUCGGUUUAGAAGGUAAAUAUUAAAAAAAAAAAUGUUAUAGUACGUAAGAACAAAAUAAAUAAUACAAAGGGAAAACAUUAGAAGUAGCUUCGGGAAUUCCGUUUUUUCACUACCGCGAUCGUUUUGAACAGACGCGCAAUGAUUGCGAAUUUUAGACAAACGUGUAAGUUUUAGACUCUAAAUACUGGUUUAUGAUUAUUAACUAUUCUAAACAAUAGCUUAUAUAGGUUUUUAUUAAGAAGAAAGGAGAUAUUGAAUUUGGAAAUUCUGUCAUAUUGUAAAACAUGUAUCUAAAGACUUUAGAAAAAAAAAGAACAAUUUUUCAUUUAUAUAAUUCGUAUAAGUAAUUUAUAAUUCAAUAUUUCAAUCUGCUCUAAUAUUUUCAAUUUAAUCAAAUAACUUAACAUUAUAGUAAUUAAUGUUAAGAGUUUAUUUUCUAUUUAGAUAACAAUGUCCUUUAAAUUAUAAUGGUUCAAAUAGGUCUUGAUCCAAACAUUACAAUUUAGUUCAGGCUCAUUUUCAGGUAGUCUAACCUUAAGUAGAUACCUAAUUAAAAUACAUUUAUGGUUUUUUUGACUAAAAAGGAAAAAAAAAUAAUUUAAAAAACACAUAAGUAGCCACAUAAAUCGAUCGAUAAUUUAAAAAAAGGGCCAGUGAGGAGGUAUAUCACAGUGAUUUUUCCUCAUACGCUACUAAUUCCGAGUAAAAACCUUGUACUUUUGCCAUUAACUCGUAAUUUUUAACACAUUGAAAUUCAAUGAAUAUAAUAUCAAAUGUCGACUGCGUGUCUUUAAAACGUGACUGACAUUAAACUUUUUGAGCGUGUUUACUUAGUAUCUAGGUGCCUAAAAUAAAAAAAAUAAAAAGGUAAAUCGCCAAAAAAAAAAUCUACCUACAUAACUAAUAAUUAUUAUUCUCUAUUGCUCCGAACUCUCAAAACUCGAACUUGUUGCAGACAAGUAAAGUGCAACAAUUCCGUAAGUGCGUUCAAACUUACCUAUGUAAAGGUAUUGCUAUUUUAUUACUCGCUAUUGCGAGUAAUAAAAUGUUCGCGUGUUCGGAAUUCAUAAAGAUAAUAAGACAACGAGUUAACUGAAGCAUAAAAAUUAAAACAACGAUUAACCAGCCGUUUUAUUAGGUAUUUUUGUUCACAGUUUUUGCUCUAUUUGGUAAAAUGUACUUAAACGAUAAAUGUAUACGGCAUUAAACAACUCACUAAUUUAAUGGUACUUAGUAUGAGUUAUUAUUUUUUUUACCUUCAGAAAAGUGAAUAUAUAUAUAUAUAUAAAUUUAAAAAAGAAUAGUGAACAGUUAUUGUUUGUGUUCUACGAAAACUGAAAAAUGAACGGUGGACGAAAAAUCGACUUUUGAAUCUCGUGUGUAAUUUUAAUUCGUUUAGUCUAAUAUAUUGAAUAACCGAAUAUUUUCAUUUAUUUUCCUUUAGUGUUGAAGUUAAAUUAAAAUUUACUUCAUUUCAAUUGUUCCGGUUUACACUGCCACUUUAAAAUUGUUGAAAUGUUGAAGCCAUUGUACACGGUGUUCCUUUUAUCUCCAAUACAAUAUUAUUUAGUUGUAAAUUUAAAUGUGUUUAAUACAUUAUACAAAAUAAAUCAAACUCUUAAGAUUAAGAGCUCUCUUGUUAGAAUAUUAUCAUAAUAAUCGUUCGCUAAAACAUUUGGAUUUUAUGCGAAUGUAACCCGUAUAUUAUCGGCAAUUUUUUUUAAUAUAAUACGAAGCUGCGGAUAAAUACGUUUAUUUUUAAUAUAAUAACUAGGUACAGGAAAAUAAAAUAAAAAAUAAUGAAAUCGUAAUUACCGUAAUUUGACCCGUUUUUCUCUAGUAUUUUAGCAAUUAUUUUGAAAACUGCUAAAAAAAUCAAAAAAUGACCUUAUAACCAGACAUAGUUUACUUUCAGAAAAAAUGCUACGCUUGAAGUUCUAAGGAAUAUUUUAGAAAAGUUGUUAACAGACAGAAAAAAAUAAAAUUAUAUAAACACAUCAUAGUAAAACCAAUACGUCUCUUUGUCUUUCUCAUCGUGACUAUAGUGGUGUGAACAUUUUUAAGCAUUUUAAUAAACCGACAAAUAUUGUUUAUAAGUAAAUAGUUUUCUAGGUGAAUCUAAACACUGCCCAUAUAAGGUUAUAAGAUGGCAACAAACACGUUUAUUUCUUUAAAAACACAUACCUACUGCCUAUAAUAUUAAACUGCAAACUUAUAAAAGAUACUUUUUGAAAGUAUUUUGGGUACAAAUAAAGGUAUUAUAUUAAAAAUUAUUUUUCUUUAAAAUACGUAUUCCAGUAUGCAUAUAUUUUCAAAAAUUAUUUACAAAUACUUCCAAACACGUUGUUAUUUGUUUGUUUAAUUUUUUUUUGUAUUAUUAAAUAUCAGUGCAAUUUAAAAUAUUUAACUCUAUUCAAUUUCCAACAUGAUUCCAUACAAUGUGCAUUAAUUUAAUAUAAUAUAGAAAAGCCAUUUGAAAUAUUAUAGAAGUAUUUAAAACAAAUAUUCGAUUUCAAAUACCUUUGGAAUAUAUUUAGAAAUACAAUACGGUGUAAUUUUCGUAAUAGUAUUUAAAAUAUGAAUUCAGAUAAUUUGUAUUUAUAUACUUUACAAUAAGUCUGCGGUUAGCCAUAUUGAAUUCAAUGUAUGAAAAUAAAACUUUAGAUCGACGCAACGCCCGGGGUCGCUACAAAACAAAAAACAUUUCUGUUCCGAACGAUUUUUAUAACGCACAGCACGAAAAACGUGGACAAAGAAAUAAAAGAAUGAAAGAAAGAUAAUACUGCGGAUAGGAAACAAAAAAAAAACAUUUAUUAUUACGACGACGACGAUGACGGAGAUGAUAGUUUUCGGGUGUAAAAACUAGCCGCAAUCGAGAUAUCGAACGAAAUAAUGGCUCUUGUUUUUGUUCAAGAAUGGUUUUUUAUUAUUUUUUUUUUUUUGACACCACCGUUUGCUGCGGAUAUCGAAUUCCCGUGUAUAGGGACCUACCCGUAAAUACGCGAAAGCGCGCCCUGUAAAUUAUACGAGAAUAAUAAUAUCCGUUUCGGUUCAUAAGUAUACGAACCGAAUAAUGUAAAAUUGCUUUCGUCGUCGUCGUUAUAUCCGCUCGUUAACCGACAUCAAUAAUAAUUGGUGCGCCUAUAAUACUUAAGUGCGUAUUAUUAUACUAAAUGUGGAAAAUUAAUCAUUCUCGGCCGUACAAUAUGAUAAAAGCCCCUCCUAUACACGUGACGUACGGCUCCUCUCGAACAAGUGAUGCACCGCUCUCGACCAACGGGUUUUCAAAUAUAAUAUAAACGAUCCAGACUCGGUUUUCUUGUGUCGUACGACUUCUAUACUAUACUUUUAACUAUAUAUACCUACGGUGACGGGCGUAAAAUGAAGAAAACCACUCGAAACGUUGGUGAAAGAAAAAGGUGAGAACAGAGGGGAAGUGGGGAAGGUGAAGGCAAAAAAACGCUCGUUAAAAAUAAAUUACAGACUUCACGGAAGCGGAUUUACAACGGGCGAGCGGCGGCGUUGUAUUUUUCUGAACGCGAGAAGUGUCAAAAGCACAGGGCGCGUGUCCGUUUUCAUUUACGCGGGUCGGAAAUAGCUACGGGGGAAAAAGUCGUAGUUAUAUUAUAACCUUGUGCGAGCUGUCUACAAAAAAAAAAUAAACGCAUUUCUCGAAGUGAAAUAUUGAUGUCACCGUCACCACCACCGCUCCCGGUCACUUGACAUUUUCCGACCCCCUGCCGACAGGACAAGAAUACAAAAAAUGUUUUUAAAAUUUGUCAAAAUGUGUAUGUGUGUUUAUGGGUGUGUGAUCGAAUGGACUCGAUACGUAACUAUACUCUAGAGUUUGGUUAUUUAAUAUUUGAAAAAUAGAAUAAUAAAUUGUAUAAUAAAUAUCCUUGUCUGGUUAACUCUUACCUACCCCCGAGCUUAUAGGCAAUGGCUCUUUUCGAAUCGAGCGCAGGGCUUAAAAACAUGGGUUUCUACUUUUAAAAAUCAAUAUGUACGAAAAGUAGUAUAAAAUAGCCACUCCUAUAAGACACCAGCUAUGCCUGUACCCGAUCCUUUAUAUGUACAUGAUCUUGUAUCUACUUAUGUGACUGGUCCUGUGCCUAAGAUUUGAGUGGCGAUGGCAAAAAAAGAGCUAUUAAUGUGAUGAUGGAUAUUUUGAGCGGGACAAUUGAAUUGUCUACUUGUAUAAUUGGGAAACGAUUCAAGUUAAUUUAUAUUUUACCUUUAAAAAGUAUGAGUAUGUAGGUUUUUACUACAUACAUUUACGGCUGUACGUGCAUAAAACAUAUUUGCUGUGAUUGGUUAAUAUCAAUGGCACGACCUUGGUUUAUCAAAGAGUGAUUAGACGUUCUUACCACAUGAUUAACAAACAAUUUCUGGAACACACUCGUAUAAUAUUAAUAAUUUAAAAUGAUUUACAUCAUGUUAAAUUAAAAUAUGUCAAUAUACGAAAAUUAUUAAAGCUGUAUAUUUGGUAAAUAUAAAAACGGUGAAUAUUUGACGAAUACAUAAAAGUCAGAGUUCUCUUAUGUGCCGUCUUUACGGGAGCAACGGGGAAAAUCGUCCUCGUACUUUGAUUUAAGGAGGUCAUAGCUCCCGUACUUGAAUUAUAACGGAGGUAAAACGUAAAAAUAAUAUUUCGCUUUUGUAUAUAAAAAUGAUUUGAUUAUUAUUAUAGUAUUUAUAGUUGAUGAGUUUUGACAUGAAAGUGUUCAUCAAAACAACUUAUUGUCUAAUUAUGACUAGAGAUUAAAUACCACGAUUGUAACAUUAUAUGUGUAUAAAUAAUAUCUAUGUACAGCAGUUUAAAUUUUUUAUUUGCCCACGUGCUAAAAUCUAAAAGUCGGCGCCUAUGAGAAUACUUUGAAAAUACUCCUUGUUAAAUUAUUUUAUUUUACGGUUUUAGAAGCCGACUCAACUAUACAAUUUUUGGCAGCCAUUUUAAUGAUUUAUUUUAAAAUUGGAAGCCAAUUUAAUGGUGCUCAUUGUUGGGUGAGGUUUGAAUGACACCUCAAAACCUCAAGAGAUCAAAUCACAGGAGACCUAGAACCAGCUAUUUUAUAGUUUUAUACUGCUUUGGAAUAAGGAUGAAAUGUCAAAAAUAUAUGGUAUAUACCUAACAACUGAAAAAUAAACCGAAAUCAAAUUCAUCUAUAAGGCCUUAAAUUGGUUCGUGAUGUCAGAAUAUCAAUGGCGUAUUCAUUAAAUUAAUUUAUCGAACUAACCUAGUUAUUUAUUAUUUUGUAUAAAAUACUAUUUUCCAAAAACGUGCAUUAAAUUACCUAUAGGUACAUUGUUAUCAGAUAGUGGCUGUGAUACUACGAUUGCCGAUAACGGAAUACCGACCUGUGACUCAAUCUGGUUAUAACCACUGCAAAAAUUGCAUAACCACUCCGAUUGAUCAAAAAAAAUGAAUUACCUUGUAAUAAUAAUUAUUGUUAUUAUUACCAAUUUAAUAUUAUAUAAUGUGUGUGUGUGUGUGUGUGCUGCAGGUUUCGUCGGCCUUUACAGCAGCUGCUGCUGGUUAAUACGCCACACGCGCGUAUCCUAGUAAUAAAACGUCGUAUAUUAUGUCAUUUUACGACCGGCCAUUAUCACAGUCGUGCUCACAUGUAUUGGUUAGGUGAGGUUAGGUUAACAUUCGUUCAAAAAAAUAAAAGUAACACGCACAUGUACACGUAAUAUACACGAGUGUUUUCAGUUCUCGUCGUUCGAGUUAACGACGGUCCAUAAACUUUUCCCGACGGGAUACACCGUGCGUUUGUCCUCGUGAAACCGGCCGAUUCCCACAGUAGAAACUCGAAAAAUAUACUCACUUUAACUAGUUAUAUAGGUACCAUACUCUAUCAGUUAGAUACCCAUACAGGAUAUCAGUAGGAAAUUAUAGAAAAAGACACAAUUUUCCGAGUGGUCAUAUCGGCGCGUAUCUUAUCUCUAUAGUGUCGUCUUCUUUUCAAACAGUAAUUUAAACUUUUUUUUAACGUAAAACCCGCAUUUAUAAUGUCAAACGUGUCAAUCUCACAUUAUAAUAAGCCAAUGUUCGAGAUGGUAUGUGAUAUGGAUGAUAUGAAUAUCGAUUUAUUAAUUUCAAAUUAAUUUUUUUAAUAACGGUCCAAUAUUGAUAAUAAAAAUGCAUUGUAUGUAUAUUUACCAUAAUGCAAGCGAGGGCCUAGUUUCCUUUGGUACUAAAUAUUGGCGGCGUGAAAUUUUCAAUUUUACGUAGUAAUUUUUUCAUUUGAUUGGUUGCGGACUGGAGAAAUCUAUUGCCAGCUCCGUCUUUUAAAAAGCUGAUUUACCGCAAUAAGAAAUGUCAUGUUCUUAAAUUCUAGUAGGCCUGACGUGGCAUAUGUUAAACAUUACCCUAUCGUGUUUUGAACUUUUUGUGCAAAUAUUCGAUAAUAAUAAGUUAAGUUUGUAUAAUAAAAACAGAUCAAGUUUUCCAUUUAGUAAAAUGUUACCGGCUUUUUCAACGUCUAAUAUUAUACAAUUUUAAAAAUCGGAAAACUUGUUUAGGUUAUAUUCUUCUUUUCCUUGUGUUCUACAUUUAUUUUCCUGGUUUUUAUUUUUCCUUUGUUUCUUUAAUAACUUCUGGUUUUUUAAAACGAUUAAGUCGGAAAGAAUAAUUUAUUAUUGCUACCUACCUAUGUAAUAUAUUAUAACAUAAAAUAAGCUACAACGGACUUUAUAUAUGGUGUACCUACCCAUGUAUUUUUUGUUCACAAUUAAUUUUGAAUAUUCAUGCAAUUUUACCAUGUAACAUUAAAUUACAAUCAACGCUAUACUAUACGCCCCUUGGCUAUACCUACCCUUCCCUAUAUCCCCCCAACCCUAGUUGAACAUAUUUUAAUAUAUGGUACGAAACGCGUCAACGGUGAAUACAUAUAUGACUAUACACUUGAUCGAGUUCAUAAUCAAAAACCUACUUGAAAGGAUGACUUUACACAUGUAUCCAUUUAAAUGUACGAAACGAAAAUAUCGAAUAAUAUCGUUGGUUCUCCUCCAGUUAACGAUAAAUUUAAUUGUCCACUAGGUACAGCAAAGAUAGCUUAGCUGUUCGGUUCGGAUCGGAUUUGCGAGUCACCAGUCUAAAGGUUUCUAACGUUUCUCUAAAUCACUACCCACAAUCUAAAAAUGCGAUUAUUCUAAAAUCCCAAAAUCAUAUUAAUAUUGUGUUUCCUAUGCAUACAUAUUUAAAUAAAAUUGUUUACACAAGGUGCCUAUACUUAUUCUCAAAAGUAAUGUACAUUCCACAAAAAAUAUAUCAAAAUGCAUACGGUUUAGAUUUCCUAUAACAUUUUUCCGACUUUCAAUUUUAAAAGAUCCAUUAUAACAUACAUGACCGUUCAAACGCGAGAUGAUAAUCGGAUAUCGUUUGAAAUAUAUAUUUUCUUGGAGAAAAAGAUACGUUUUAUUUUUUUUUAUUAUAUUCUAAAUUUCAAGUCACGUUUUCUUUGAUCUUUAAAAAUAAUAACGAACCUAAACCUUGCAAAAAAAAAAAAAAAAAAAAGAAAAGGAAGAAGCCGUUUCAAAAUAAAGAAGAAUUACUAUUAAUAAUAAUAAUAAUAUUACGUACCUAUAAACAUAUAAAAACAUAAUUUUAAAACAAAAAUCAACAAAACAGACAUUACAAUAACUAAUUUAGACGGUAUUAAAAUAAAACUGCAUUUUCAUUGUUAUGUAUUUUAUAAGGUGCAUAUUUUUACGUUAAAGAUUUAUUAAAUCAUUAAAUUUUUAAAUGAUUCAUAAUAUGUUCAUUAAAUUUAGUGUUCCCCUAAAUUUGAGAUGACCAGUUAAUUAAAUUACAGAAUCGAAUUCUACCCAUUAAAUAUGUAAACAUCGGUUUAUCAGUAAACCAGGACUUAAAAGUUCUAUAGCCUAUAGAGUAUAAUAUAUAUUAUAUUUUUAUUGUUUAACAUAAUAUUACAUUGAAAAAUAGAUUAUUAACAGAAUGUACAUUUGAUUCAAUAGAUUAAACGAUUAUAUUUUAUCACUUUUCUGGGAAACCAAGUUAUAAACCUUCAAAAUAUAUGUCUGCAACCCAAAUGGGUCCUUAAAGUUAUUUAAUAGUCCAUUUAAUCCUAUUAUUAAAUAAAUUGAAUAUAAAUGUUGUAUGCAACUCAGCAAGCAUCUAUCUGAGCAAGUAUCUAAAUAUACAAUAUAAUAAAGCAAAUGUUCCUCUAAAUUUAAAAGGUAUAUGUGCACAGGUGCAUCCCUAUGUGAUGGAGACGAAGUAGACAAACCCCAUCGGUGCAUGAUAUGAUAAAGUUAAAAUUAAAAUUAGAGCGUUUUACAAGGCCUGAGAGUUGUUCAUAUGAAGUUAUUAAGUAAAAACGGCCAUGCACGUUUCCCAUAAAUGGGUAUAAGGUUAUUAGAUUAGAGGAAAUAUUUUAUCUUUAAGAUGGUCAUUAAAAUGUUUUCAAAUUUUCCAAAUUGGAGACGAUUUGAAAAUUCGGCUCAGUGAACCUUAUUAUAUAAAAUACUAAUUUUAGAAGCAAUUUUGAAGAUUUUUGAUGAGGUCAGGUUAGGUUAGCCCCCCUCAACCACCACCCAUGAAACUCUUACACGAUUUUUCAUUCCAUUUCUCCCUCCUCCGUAGUAUUGACUGGAAAUCAUGCCUUUAUAUUAUAUAUAAGAAGCUAAAUUUAAGUUACAUACCUUUGAACUAAAAACUAUAUAAUUUUAAAAGAAACGCGUGCAAAAAAUAUUACAGCCAAUUUAACUUUCGUUUUUUUUUCCAUUUGAAUAUAUUUUUAUUAUUCUUUUUGAGGCCAUAAAACAAACGUAUAAAUUAUAUAUAACCAAGAAAUAUGAACUCGAAAGUUUGCGUUGAAGUCGUUUCGAAAAAUAGCAACUGUGGUAAAUUAUUUAUAAUACGCUCGCUUUAUAAUUUCGCCUUUAUUAAAGUCCGAUCAAGUUAUGCAAUUGGUGCAGUUUAUUAAAAUAAAAUUCAUUGCUUUCAUUUAUUUAUACAUAUUUUACCUGGUGAGACAUCUUGGUAUCAAAAUAAAAUACAAUUAGAGUAGUAUUCUCAGUUUUUUUUUUACAGUUAUAGAAUUUGAAUAGAUACUUAACAUAGAUAGUAAUCUGUACAAUUAAGUCAAAUAAAUACAUUUUGUCUGUCAAUUUUUUAGAAAUUUUAACUUCAAUAAUUAAGUUAGUUUUAAAUAACAAAAUCGUAUCGAUUGUUAAAAAAUAUUUUUUAGAUUCUUUGUGUAUGAUAAGGAUAAUAGUAGCGAUCAAGUUAUGGGUUAAAUAUGUAUAUUAACCAUAAUUUUAAUGUUUUAUAUAAUAACUAAUAGCACUGAGUGUACCCCAGCAACAGCGCCAUUAUUAUCACGUUAAAUAAAUUCCAAUAAUCGACUUAUUUUAAAAUUGAAUAACAAAUUAUUUUCAGCACUUAUGAAAAAAAAUAACUGUAGAACGCAACUAUUUGACUUACUUUUAAUCUUUUAAUUUUAAUUCUAUUGAUUUAAUUAUUUUUCAAGCUAAACAAAUUGAACGUAAAGUCCCUAUUCCGACGCUCACGCUCUUUCUAUAAAUUGUUGACAAAGUAUACACAAAAUCGUAAACUUAUUAAUUUUAAUCAAAUUAUCGAACCGUACAUUUGUAUAAUAGUUAUAUUAUUUUAAGUGUAUCUCGUUUUUUAAUAAUUAUAUAACCCACGCACAUUGUCCAUAUUUAAUAUUCAAAACGUAUUAACGGAAAUUCAAAAUCGAUAAAAAAGCAAUUAGGUAUAAUUUAAUUACAUAAUAUUUUCCAGAAUACAUUUUUAAGAGUGGGUUUUUUUUUUUUUAAUUUAAUUAAUUGAAUAACUAUAAAAUGUUUGCCUCUAUGUAUAUACAAUGCAUACCUAAAGUAACAAAAAAAUUACACUUGACUUUGGUAAUAUUAUUAUGUUUGUAUUUUUACCAACGCAUGCAGUUUUCAAUUAAUAUAAAAUUGUUUACAAGCUUUAUUAUAACAUUUAUUUUCAAAAUUUUUACCACCUACUCCUUAAAUUUUACCUGAAAUUGAUAUAAACUUUUGAUUUUCUAACGGCAAUUCCGUUUCAAAAAAAAAAAAAAUAAGAUAUAUUCUACACAUUUUAAUAUUAUGCAUAACACUUUAUUGGAUAUUAUAUAACCGUUCAUAACUUCUAACGGUUUAAAUGGUAUUUCGGAAGAUUAUAGCGAUGCGGGGUAAUAAAUGGCAUAUCCACAAAUCACCUCAUACACUCACGCAUGACAUUGUAAACUAUAUUAUUAUAAUAUUCCGUACGGUGAUAAGGUUCUGCGAAUAUUUGUGUACCUAUUCGGUUUUCAAUUCGAUUUCUCAUUUUAUAGAGCACACUAUAUUAUUAGAUAUACAACAAUAUUCUUUUCUUUUUCCACGGGAUGAAUAAAGGACCCCUAUAAUAGAAUAAUAUUGUGUUAUGCGAUGUAUGUACCGGUGUCACGUCAUUUACGUAAAGAUAUCGCACGCAUAUUAUAUACAAAUCCAAUAUAGUUUUUCGAGGAAAAUAAAACGAGAACGGAAUUACAGACCCUUUUAAACAUCAUCAACCGUAAUGUUCUUAUUAUUCUAAGUGCAAAUUAUUAUCACUAUGAAAAAAAUAGUACAUUUAUGCAAUAAUAUCUGUUCAGUGGUUAUACUGCCUAUAUAUGAUAAAAUUCACAUAAAACCAUACAUAUAUGUAUUUUUAUUUUUUUAAAACCGCAGUUUUGCGGAAAUUCAUAUGUUACCAUAUACAAAACAAAGAUCAAACGUAUAGCUGUAAAUGUUUUAUUUAAAUAAAAGGGCAAAGUUAUUUUUUUAUUUUAUUUUUUUUUUUUUUAGCGUUCUGACUGUAAACAAUUUACAAAUACUAUAGGGAAAUAAUACAAGAUAAGUUUAUCGCAAAUAUUAUGUCUGUCAAGUUAUUAUAUAGAUAGGGUAGGUGUUUACUUUUAAACGAUUAUCUUUGUGGAUUUUUUGUAAUAGUUAAUUAUUUUAUACAUACCUGAUAAAAAGUAAUAAUCAUUCUGAUAUUAUUUAUAACAAUUCAGAAUAAUAAAUAAUUAAGGGAUACAAACAACCGGAUUAACUGUACACCAUGCUACUGUUUUAUUACAUGAGAAGUUGGGAAGGAAUGGGAUACAAAAUAAUUUGAUUUCUAUACCGGGGACAGCGAUAAAUCUUUGUUAUCAAAAAACAAUCCUGAGUUAAGCUCGAUAAACUGGUAUGACCGUAAGCAGGGACACCAUUUCAGUUUUUCAUUGAGUGCAAACAUUUUAAACAGGUCAAUUUUUCUGAGCAUUUUUUGUUCGCUUCACUCGCUUAUAUUCGUAUUUCCACUUUACGUUUUAAUAUUAAAAUACAAAAUUAUUUGACAUUACAAUAACAUUGAUACUAAACUAUGACAUGAGUUUCGACGAGCAUUGUUAUCUUGCUGGCAUACCUGUUAAUUUAGCCAUGAUAACAAUUAACAGUUGACAAUUAACCAUGGUAAAAAUUCCCUAUGUUUCAUUCUCAUAUCACAGACUGUCGGACUCCGGUAGGGGCGGCUAUUGACAAUGAUUCGAUUAUCUUAUGCAUUUUACAUAUGAUCAACAACGGCCCAAUUAUAACAAAUUAUGCGAGCCAAAAAAAAACAUUUAAAAACAUAGGACUGCCAAAGUAUAAUUUGAAUCCCUUAAAUGACACCCCUGACUAUAAGUCGUUAUUUAUUAUUAACCCUUUAUACCUACUCAGAAAUAAAAAAAAAAAAAAGUUUCGUAAUCUUUUGUUGUCAGUUUUUUUUUUUUAAUUUGUCUAAGAAACUGAUAAGAAUUUGUUUAAAAGUGUUCAAAUAAAAUACCGUCAAGUAAAAAAUCUACAUAUUUUAAAGUAUGAUGUAACCGAUUCAAUUUUUUUACUAGGUGACCGAUAAAGUUUUUUCCAAAAAAAAUUCAAUUAAGUGUAAAUAAUAGCUUCUUUGCUAUACACUAAAAAUCAAAAAUCAAAAAUUAUUUUAUUAAAUUCACGAAAUACUAUACCAGUAUUUUCAGAAAACAAAAUAAAAAAUGUGAAUUAUAUUCGGUGCUUAGCAAGGAAGCUAUUGGGUUUACAAUGCUGUUUAUUUCUUGUUUUUUUUCUCUCUGUUCUAGUCUGAGGACACGUUUUUUCCUAGUAAACUUGCUUUGAUGUAAAAGUGUAGCAACUUUUAUAAAAACUCAAGUCUUUUAGAUUGUACUUUUAAAAUGUCAUUUUUUGAUUUUCGACACAAUUUUUUAAAUAAAAUUACUUAAGUUGGAAAAAACAGGAAAACGUACAAUUUCACAAUUUCAUUAUUUUAUAAAAACACGAACGACGUUUUCUACCAGAAAAAAUUAUUUAAUAAAAAAAAUCACAAGAUACCUUUUUUGUUGCCUUUUUGAUUUACUUUCUGAUGGUAUCAUUACCAAAACUUCUGAGCCACUUUUGAGCUCUUAAGGAAUUUUAAUUUUUGGUAGUUUUUUUGCUAUAAUUUGGUUAUAAGUACACGUAGACUUGAAACUUGGUAAUAAUACUUAUAUUGGACUUACCUAAACAUAGUAAAGUUUCGAAAAUCAUCGGAAGACUUUUUUUUUUUUUUUUUAAUAAGAGUUUUGAAAUCAAAUUUAAACGACAAUCGCAAAAAAAAAUUACGGCACUUCAAAUUAUGUAUCACCGAACUGCGCUCAAAAUCAUUUUUCGUCAAGCAAUGGUUUAUCAUUGCUUACAGAUAUAAAUGAAAUAACCUUAUGUAUCCUACCUUCCCAACUUCUCACCUAUAACAGUGGCCGCUCCCAUCCCCUGUAUCAGUUCAAUUUUUUUUCUUUUGUUUUUACUAUAUACACAAUAAAACAAUAUUUUACUCUGUGACUCAUUGUAUGUGUUUGUGUUUUUUUUAAAAUCGUCAACUUUGGUGUUAUUAUUUUUUUUAAAUGUUAAAGUGCACGAGCAUUUUGAAGGAAAAAAAACAUAACGGAGGAAUUUUGUUAGUGAAUGUAUAAGAUACAAAACAAAUAUUUACGUUUAGUAUUUCCACAAAAAACACAAUAUAACAUUUUGUUAAUUCCGCAAAACUCCCAGUAGGUAUUUACUCGUAUAUAUAUAUAUAUAUAAAUGUAUAGAAAACCAAUACGAAAAUUUAUAAAAAUAAAUAAAAAAAUAAAAAUCGAAAAUUAACAAAAUUACUUUUAUUUAAUAAUCUGCAGUAUAAGUACGGAGAAAAAGUUCGAAUAAUUUACAGGAAUUUAUACAAAUUAUCAUAAAAACAUAAUUUAUAAUCCUGAGCAAACAUAAUGUAAUAAUUGAAAAUAUUUACCGUCUCAAACACAAUAAUCUCACAAUUAUUUUUAUUUUUAUUUCUCUAGAAAAUCUUCAGUAUUUGAGAUUGGGCGACAAUAAUUUACAUUCGAUACCGAGCGAUUCGCUCCGUCGUUUGCAUAGACUCAGACAUUUGGACCUCAAGGCUAACAACAUAUCGUUCAUCGCCGAAGACGCUUUCACGGGUUUCGGGGAUUCGAUCACGUUUUUGAAUUUACAAAAAAAUGAGUAAGUAUUUAAUAUAAAUUACCAAUCAGAAUGUCUAAUAAUUAAUAAUAAAAUAAUAUUUAUUUACUAUAUUUGUCUAAUAAUUGUGUACUAAUAAUAUAAUAACUCUCGGUCGCCGACGGAUAUAAAUUCGAUUCUAUAAUACUUUGUGCCACUUUUCUCAAUUAUUCGCACUUUAUUUAGAUUUGCGCACUAUGGUUCUCCGAAACAGUCGCUUUUCUCACUUUUAUUCUAUUAUUAUACCGUAAAGAAUGAAAUACAUUAUAUAUUUUAAAAAAAAACCGAAAUUUUAAAUUAAUUUUUAACUAAAUUACAUGAAUACGUAGUCUUUUGGAAGAAAAAAAUAUUCAUUGCGUCCAAACACAGGUUUUCAAACAAAAUAUUAAGUGAAAAACGUACAUCUAAAAAUUGUUGGAAAACCAUUUUGAAACAGUUUUCGACGUUUUUUUUCUUUACCACAACUCUAAAACUAAUGGUCGCCAGAACUAUUCUUCACAAUAAAAACAUGGUUAAGCUCUAAAUUGAAUCUAUCUUCUUCCUUUGCUCUACAGUUGAUAAAAACUAAAGAGCCUUUGUGAAAACUAUUAUAUUUUUUCCUAAAUCUGUUACCUAGUUGAAUAAGGUCUUCUUUUACUUCAUCCCUCCAUCGCUUUCUAGCUCUACCUCUUGGAAUCUUGGAUCAUCCCGGUUGGAUUAUAGCCGAUCGUUAUUUUUUAUUCUUUCCGUGUUCUCACUUUGAAUUGCCAUACCAUUCGUUUCUUUGACAUUUUAUCAAAUUUUGUGUACCUACCCCUUUUUGCAGCUCUUUAUUAUCGUAUUGCAUUAUCCAUUUUAUUCCUUCUCGUAUCUAAAAAUAAAUUUAUUUAUGCCAAAAUAAAAUUAAAAUUCAUAUUUCACAAAAUUUAAUUAUUUAUUUUUCUGUUUAGUAUCAAAACUUUACCGAUGAUGGCUUUCGAGAAUUUGAACUCGCUGGAAAUAUUCAAUCUUCAGAACAAUAAACUGACGCGAGUACCUGAAGAAGCGCUCGAAGCUAUCGUAGACACAGCCACUGUUAUUGAUAUAAUGGGUAAGUAUACAAUAUAUAUAUAUAUAUAUAUAUAUAUAUAUAUAUAUAUUUAUACAUACAUGAAAUACGAUAACGGUAGUUAUAACUCGGAUCAAAAGUUUUUCGGUGGUGUGUAUCAAAUAUCUGUAAUAUUGAAAAAUAAUAACUUUAAUAACGCAUGUAAUACAUUUAAUUAAUAUUUUCUUCAUUAAGAACCGGAUUAUUGUAAAAGUAUAAAAGACGGAGAUAUUUUGCAUCAGGCGUGGUCACUAUUAUGCACCCAUAAUAGAGAUAUUGGGAAAGUAGUAUAUAUAGGUUAAUAAUUUAAUUUUUAUCUAUAUGCAACGAUGAAUCAUUGCUAAUUAAAAACGAUUCUGAGCAAAUAUUGGUUAAUCAUCUUAUGAUAGACUUAAAGUGAAAAUUGUACAAAUUUGGAAAUGGCAAAUGUUUUUUUUUUUUUUUAAUUUAUAUUUUAUAAACAUAUAUAAAUAAAAAUAUUGAUUAAUUAACCCCAGGAAGCAUAAUUGUACAAAAUAAAUUAUAAUUGUCCGUCGAGUUUUUGAGAAUUUAUAUGAGACCAAAAAUGUUAUGUUCUACGAUGAAAUUCCGUGUGAUUUUAACAAUAUUUAUUAAAUUUUAAUUUAAAACAUUAACAAUAACAAAUCAUGAGUUUUGAUUUUUGGUAUUUUAAUAGUGCCGUAAGAACAACUUACAUCAUGAAACUUGUAAUACAUUUCUAAACAUUUUUGAAUUGCGAAAAAAUGAUACUCACAUAAGUCCAUAUAAAAACUAAAAAAACUAGAAAAUUUCAAAUAGCUAUAGAUAACUCAAAAAAACGUCAGAAAGUUUUGAAAAUACGCCAGUUAGACAAGAUUUAACACCCCUGAUGAUCAGUGCAAAAUGUCUGAUAGAAAAGUUAUUCGCUAACAAACAAAAAAUAGCGCACUGUAUGCCAAAGUCUUAAUCGUAAUUAAUAAUAAUUAUAUAGGUAUUAUCUAAAUACUAUUUAGAUUGCAUCGUUUUGAAAUCAAAAUAAUUGUUUUCCUUUUCCACGCCGUUGAAAAUAAUGUUAGGUUAUAAAUCUAAACAUAGCAAAUAUUUCAAAAACAAUAUCUAGUGACAAUAUAUUUUACCCUAAUGCAUUUUGAAAAUAACAAAAUAUCUAUUCCGAGAUAAAGGAACAUACUGUAAGUAGGUAAGGCACUGAUAAUAAAAAAAAAACAUGAACGAACCCUAUAAUAAUAUUAAUGACCACAAUAUUAUUCGUUUCGGGCGCCUCUGCAUCCGUAAAUCGGUAGAUUCGGUUGGACAGAAAAUGACCCUUUUCGCAAAGUGUCCCACAAAAGUCUUAUUCGUUUCAGAUAACCCGUUGAUUUGUGACUGCGAGCUACGCUGGUACAGGGAUUGGCUGAAAGAAUUACGGCACAAGGACGACGAUGACAUUAUCCAAAAGAAACACAUACUGUGCCUCAUGGAAUCAGAACACAGGUUUGUAUGAUAUUUAUUUUUAUUAUACUUGAAUCGAUAACACGGGUUACGUUGACCUAAAUAGCAUUUCAAUUUUUCCUGGACGUAAAUAAAGAAAAAUAUAAAUUAAUAAAAACAGGUAUUGUCAAAGACCAUAAAUUCAUAUCGUGGACUUUUUGAUAUAGACUGGGUCAAUACCCAGUACUGGUAUUUAAUAUUUAAAAGUCGCUAACUGGGAAGUUUGAAUACUUCUGCAGGUGUGCUGUGGUUAUUUUUUAAAUGUUGAAAGCUACGAUAAAUCUCCGUGUCCAAAAAACAGUUUCGAACAAUGCCCAAAAUAUUUAUUUUGUUAAAAACUCGAAUGUCGUAAAUUUCACCGACUUUUCAUUCAUUUAUUUAUUUUUCUUUUUUACAGUACUUUUUUCCGACACCCAAGGGGAAACCUUUGUGAAAAAUUACCUCUCUAAAUACGUAAACAGUAUAGGUAUCAGCGAUUGUUAAUUUUUGCCUACCUAGUACCUAUGUACAUUUUACUUACGAAAUUUUUUCGGGUGUUUUACCGUUUCAAAAGACAUGUGUUUACACAACUGAGUGGAUAAAAAAAUUGAAUGUAUUAUAAAACGAAGUAACUAUAGGUGUAUACUUGGAAUCAAAGCUACGAAAGUGGUGACAACGGUAUCUCAAUACAUACGGAAUUACAUUUCAGAGAUAAUAUGUCACUCGUGCGAUAUUUUAUCUUCUUCCAAAAUCUCAAAGCCAUUAAUCACACGACUACAGUGUUCGAAAAACGAUUUUGGGCGUAAGUAUUAAGUGCGAAUUCGAUCGUAAAUCUAUAGUCGUAAUUUGUGAUUUUCAGUCAAAUAAAACGGAAAUCAAGCGAAUAGAGGAUUUUGUCCGAAUGAGGGUUUACAAAAUAUUAUUUAAGUAAACUUAUAGUAUUUAUCUAUUGCAUUUAGCCAAUAAGCCUGCGAAAAAAAUGUAUUUCAAAGACUAAAAAUAAAUCAUAUUAUCAUCAAGUUCUUUCAAUCCUAAAAAAUAUCAUGUUCAAAAAUCCAUAGUGAAAUUUUGACUCCCACUAUACGAAAGGGUGUCCCACCAAACGGUGGGUACCUAAACAGGUGAUUUUUUUUUUUUAUCAUGAUUUUAAGUGAAUUUGAUUUCUGUUUUUUUUAAUUAUUUUGGAUUCAUCGUUUAAGCUUUAUUUUAAAACCACUUUUAAUUUUUACCUCUACUAGAUAUAUUUUCUUCCUAUUUGAAAAAGCAAUGUGCAUACUUAUUUAAAGUCCAUGGCGUAAGGAUUAAUUAUUUACUCCAUUAAUAUGGUUUAAAAAAUAAAGCUUAAACUUUUACACAAUGAUUAAAAAAAAAAAAAAACAGAAAUAAAAUGCACUUAAAAUCCUCUAAGAAAAUUGCUUAUUUACGAUGAAAAUUCACUCUGUAUAUCAAUUAUAACUUUUAGCUACCACCGAAGUUAUUUCGACGUACUGCAGACGAAACCAAACGUUUGGAUAAAUACAUAUAAUUACAAACGUUUUGAUUACGAAUUAGUAUUAGUAUUUUAUACACAAAUCGGAACGCGUGCCUUAAUUCGCAAUACCAUAAUAUUUCCUCGAAAUUUAUAAAUUAGGUUUGGUUCCAUAUAAAUAAAACCUUAGUGUCAGUAGACUAUACCUUUUACAUCAUUUGCCUGAUAAAAAAAAAUCAGAAACACUUAAUACUCAAAAAGGGAUGACGAGGGAAGAAAAAAUAUAUUUUCUUUUUUUCACUUAUAUUAAGUCGUAUUGGUAUUAUGGUAAAAUUAAUACUCUUUCAUUAAUAUUUUUUUUAAAUCAAAAAAUAUUUUUUUCCCAGAUUCUUUGUCUUUUUUAAUCAUCAGAUGUUGUCCGAUUAAUUUUUGCUCAAAACACAGUCUACUAAUUAAUAGGCCUAUGUAAACUACAUAAUAUUAUACAAUAUUAUAUGCUUGUUCGCUGAUAAAAUAAUUUCUCGAUUAGAACUAAGUGUAAAACGCAUAUUAUUAUUAUUAUUGUGAUGGUAAUACUAAAAUAUGCUCGAAAGAUUUUUUCACAUUAGUUUUAAAUCUCUUCUCAGAGAAUUUGAUCGAAUUUACUUAUACUAUAUAUGAUUUAAAAUAAUAAUAUUCUCUUUGUGCGUUAAUUUUAGAGGUGUAUUUCAAAUCUGAAACCAGAUUUAUUGGUAGGUAUCUACUACAUAUUUUAUCUUUAUGGUAAUGUUAUACGUAUAAUAUAAAAUAAAGAAGAAAAUAUUUUUAAACAAAUAUGGUAAAUGUAUAGUGUAAAUAUUUUAGUUUUGUUUUUUAAAUUUAUAAGCGGGGAAAAAAAUAGAAUGACGCGAUAAAGAAAAUCCGAGAACAAGCAUAAAAUUUGCAUAACAAAUCUAUAAUGUGCAUACGAAAUCGCGUGGUGUUUCCUUUGAAAUUAAUGAUUUGUCACUCUUAUAAAUGGUAAUGUGUUCCGUAUUAAAACAAAAGUGCAAAAAAAAAACCAAAUCUCCGUUGCAAUAAUAAUAAUUUUAAAAUAUCAACAUGAUGUAAGUGCCUAUUCAAGUUUUUUACAAACACGAUAAUUAAUACGAUGAUAACGAUCGAAUUUCAUGUACGUAACGCGUUUAAAGUGUGUCGGGUUUGCGUAAUUUGUUUUAUUUUUUAAUCAUAAUACAUAUUUCAUAAUGCCAAAACUCCAUGCAAAAUGUUAUUGUUUCUAACCUAAAUUCAGAAACUGUAAAAAAAAAGACUACGGAAAGCUUAAAUAUAGAGAAUUCUAAUCCUAAGCUAGAGUAUAUGUAACAUAAACGAUAGGAAAAAACAAAAGUAAUAGAACACUUUGGUGAGUGAAGAACAGGGCCACAGGCAGAGUGAACAAGCUUUGAAAAAGUGGAGACAUUCAAGUACCUUAUUGGAGUAAAUUAAUUGAACCAAAACAGUGAUUUCAAUUUCAAGUAUCUACUUUUUCUAUUCCUUUGUUGUAUUAAAUAGGUGUAACGUUAUAAUACAUAAUAAAUUAAUAUCGUUUACUGUAAUAUAGUAUUAUUGCUAAAAUAUCGACGAUAUAAGAAUGUAUUCAGAAUAGAAAGCCCUCUGGAAAAUCCGAGGAUAAAAUUAAAAGACGUUGUAAAAAGUAUAUGGAACCUUUUAAGAGGUGAUUUUGGCGAUGUAUAUGUAGAGAUAGCUGAGUGAUCGGUCGCAGAUUGGAUGGUCUAAUAAACCUCAAAAAUAGUAAGAAUCAUUAUCAAAAUAUCAAGAGAACUGCGUAGCACGUCCGGUAUUUAAGUGGCGAGUUGCAAUUUUAACGAAACUAUUUAAGAAAAUAGAAUUAUAGGAGUAUUUCGCAUUUAAUAUCGUAGCCCCGUAGGUACCUAUACAAUCCAAUUAAAUAGGUCAAUUAAUUCCGCCAUAAUAUUAUACGCCACGAGUCGAGACACCUUUUGUUUGUAAACGAUUGAAAUAUCAUUGGAAAUAAUUACAUUUCCAUACAGACCCGAAUUUCAUAUUUUAAUUACGUCGUUCUACCUAUAUAAAAACAUAAUAUUAAAUUGCCUAACCUUUGGACGUACAAUAGAUAUUUUUUUAAUUUCUUAUUAGGACGACCGUUUGUUUUUGCAAAACCUAAUCUUAUAAUAUCAACAGUUUUUACACGUUCACUAUACAAUUAUAUAUAAUACACGUAUGUAAUUAAAUUAAUAGACAAAUAAAAAAUGUUAUAAAUUAAAUAUAGAUACUUUCAAUUAAGAGUAUUUGCGUUGAAAAUACCAACGAUAUAAUAUAAUAUUACGGACGCAUGUGCAAUGAAAAAUAUACCCUUUCUAUUAUACUUAUGACCAGGCUGCGCAUUCGGACUUGAAUCGAAUUGACAGUAGGUGAGUACUGCAAGACUUAAUAGCACAUACUUCUUGGCCGUUUUUACCGUUCGGCUAUAAUAAUAAAUGUACUUACCUCGAAAUAUGCAUGGAUUAUAUAAAACUUUCAGCGAUGGAUAGUAUCACAAUUUUUAAAGAUCCGAUAGUGUAUAGUCAUUGUUUUUAGGGCAAUAAAAGAUUGAUGUAAUUUUUUUUUCGCUAUAUUUAAACCAUUAUAGUACCUACCUAAUACUAAUUAACUACUGUAUUAUGAAAUUCAAUAUAACCAUAGAACACAUUUCAUUUAGGAAACCACGCGAUUAAAGUUAUAAAUAUACCGUUUUUUAAAUAAUGUUUCUAAAAAUGUAAAGAUAUGUCUCUUCUGGUUUCAAGAUAUGUACGUUUUUAACAAAGUUUUUAGUAUUUACACUGAUUCAAGCAACCGGUUAUUUUUCGUUCAAAUAAAAUACUAUCGGAAAAUUCGCAUAUUUUAUGUUAUCGCAAACAAAUUUUCGGAGGAUUUCUUUUUUUUUUUUCCGGACAGAUUCGCAAUGUGUUGUUCGAAACAGAUAGGAUUCUUGCUGUAUCAGUGACGAAACGAUCGCGUUUGCUUCUCGGAUAUUUCAUACAAAUUAUUAGGGAUGAGUUCUUGGUGUUCAAUAUGAAAACCAUCAAAUAUUAAUACUAUAGUUAACUACUAUUUUUUUAUUCCUAUUAUUAUCAUUAAACAUAGGGUAAAAUAUUAAAUAUUCGGUGGUUGGAUCAGUAGGUGGAUUAUAGGUUGUGCUUGAGUUAUUUUAGAUUUGUUUCGCCACUGCGGCUAUAGAGAAGAAAUCGUAUUACAGAUUUACAGCCCAUCCGGAUGACAUUAUUUACAUACCGAACCGUAGUGCAAAAACGACUACAAUACAAACUAUUCAGUACGAUUAUUACAAUAUUCAUAAGAAGAAUGAGUUGGAGCGUUUAGACUCUGAUUAAUAAUAAUAUUAUUAUAAGACGUUUUCGGCCUGAUAUAAAUAUAACAACAACAUAUUCAAGUGAAUAUUUUUUGCCUCGAAAACGUUUAAAACUUGAAGGCCUGCGAUAUUUAUUUUAAUUUUAAUUUUAUGUUUAUUUCAGAAAAUAAUAAUGCACCCCACUAAGCAUGCUCGUUUGGAGGCCCAUUAAAACUUAGCGUUCAUCUUAAUUGCAUUUACUAUUUAUUACAUUUAUAUUAAAUAAAUGAUAACAAUUUUAAAACAUGUUAGAUCAUAACUUAUAAUCUAUGUUUGUUGUUCUUCAAUAACAUACGAGUUAAUAUUAGAUCUAAAUAUACUUAAAACUAUAAAGACAAUUCUUUCAUUAAAUCCACAGUUUGUUUAAUUAACCAAUUAUUUAAGCAUAUUUUUUAAUGAGUUUACAGCUUUUAUUAUUGCGUCAUUACUUAUAUAGUUAUAAUUAUUUAAGUUAUGUGUUAUUUAAUUAAAUUCGUAGAUUUUUUUCUUUUACUUUGUACAGUGACUGAUUGCUUUUUAACUAUUAUUUGUUGUUGUUUUGUGCUUUUUUGAUGUCAAAUUCGUAAUAUGUUAUUUUGGCUCUCCUAAUAGAUUGAGUAGGAACAUUUCUAAAUUUAUAAAAGUAAACUUUUAAUGAAGCAUUAUCUGAGUGAUUUUUAGUCUGACUAUGUAGAUAAUCUCUACGUCGUAUUGAUAAAACAAUUGCUGUGAUAAACCCGGGUUUUAUUUUCUGGUUCUUAAUGAAAUUUGCAUUAUAUCAGUUGAUUCAGCUUUUAAGGUAAAUAAUUGAUUUAUGAAAUCUUCUGUGACUGUAUUUACAUCCGGAUUAUUUAGUAUUUUGUCCCAAUCUUGUUUUGAAAGUUUCUCAGAGAAUGAAUUUUGAUUAAAUGUAUGAACUGUUUUUGAGUUUGGAUGAUUUUUUCGGAUGUUUGAGGUAUGACUGAUAUUUAAUAUUUUAGAAUAAUGAUCUGUAAUUGUUGUGUGGGUGAUAUAUAAUAAAGUAUUUUAGUAUAAUAGGUGGUGUAUUCUGGUAUGCGAAAUCUAUUAGGGUCAAUAUCCUGUAAACUAAGCCAAGCCUCAGUUAAAAUAAUAACGUAAAUUUAAAAUUUUGCAUUAUCAAUAUGAAUGCAUAAUUCAUCAAAAUUUUAGAUAUGCUUCGUAUGUUAAGUAAUAGAAUAUUCAUUGGAUAUGUAUUGUUUAGUUUUUUAUUGAAGUUUAACCAAGUUCCACUGAAUAUUUCGUAAUCGUUAAAAUGUAUACUACAAAAUGUUGUACUAUUAUCGAAUGUCAUCAUUUUUGAAACGAAAAGUUUUACAUACUUAUUGAUUUUGUUGUAAAAUAAAUAGGUAACAACAAACUACUGUGGUCUAACAUUCGAUAACAUACUACCGUAAAAAUCAAUAAUAAAUAACUUAACUAUGACUAUAUUAUUUACAUUUAAAGAUGUGAUAAACGUAAUGAGUGAUUUAUAAUAAGUAAUGUGAUCUAAUAUCAUAAAUUGAUUGAAUGGAAAUAUUUGUGCAUACACAUAUUAUACAAUAAACCUUAGAUAAUAAUGUUUAAUUAUAAAUGCGUAUAUGUUAAAUUCUAAUAUAACUCUCAUUAGAGUUAAAAGACAAUUAGAUUGAUAUCUCUGAGUGGUAUGGAAAUAAAUAUAAUGAAUGAUGUUUGAGUUGAGAUUAAAAGCCAUUUACAAAAUUGAAAAUAAUAUUAAUUUAGGAUAGUUACAAUAUACUUACAAUUUAUCAAAAUCUAAAAUAUUUCGAAUGUUGAUGAUUUUAGAGUUUUCGGUUUUUCUUAUCAGAAGUCGUUAGAUAUCCAUAUAUAUUUGUAUUCAUAUAUAACUUGUCUUGUUUUGGCGAGUAAUAUUCUCUUUUACCUGGUUAAAUAUUAAUUUAUGAAGAUUUAAAUAUUGCUAAACUAAUUGUUAACUAUCAUAUUUGCAUUCAGUUGUUUUGCUUUAGCUGCAAGUUUAAAAUUUCUUCUAACUUCUUUGCUUUCCAAUUUCGCAAUUAUUACGCGAUUAUUUAAUUUUUCUCUUAUUACUCUAACGGCUUUUGGGGCCGUUAACUCAACAUAACAUUUUUUCCUAAUUUCAAUUACUAUAUUAGCACAAUUUUUAUUAUCCGGUUUUGGUGUUUCAAUUAUAUCCAUUUUUAAAUGUUAUGUAUUGAAAAAAAUUUAUUUGCAUUUCAGAAAUCUACAGAAUUUCAACAGCGCACUAACGAUAGCGAUUAUAUUAAUAAAAAUUACGUGAAAUUGUUUUGUUUCUACAGGGAGUAUAGCGUGCUGAAUUUGCCGGUGGAUCGAAUGAACUGCGUGGGGAAAAAAUACCAGUCGUCAGCCAACGGAAUCGGCGAGGCUCAGGUCCUGUCACGUCUCCUGAUGGUCUCCGUCUUCGUCGUGCACCGGUUCAAAUGA
Cinara cedri is the source of this 26961-nucleotide messenger RNA. The record is from the annotation of a GenBank genome assembly. NCBI's taxonomy places the organism in Eukaryota, Metazoa, Arthropoda, Insecta, Hemiptera, Aphididae.